CGAACACGUUUGUUUUUGUUUCUUUUCGGUUCCAUACAUGCGGUGCGAGUGUCGUUAUUUUUUCGUGAGUGAAUAUUUUAUCUUUUCUCCGCUAAUCUGAAGCUGCAGUUAAUUGAAAAUGGGAAAGUUCCGAUCUAAGCUAAAGAAAAAAGUUGGCACCAAACGUUGGGGUCGAGGACAAUCGUCCAGCUCGAACCCCGAAUCGAGUAAACAUCGAGCCAAAGCGAAGAGUCGCUUUUUCCAGACAAAUUUGAGCCUGGCUCCGACAGCGCCGCAUGAUGCAGCAUCCGCGGCGAGUAAGCUGACGCUGGAAGCUGUGCUCAAGCACGAUGCUAUCCAGUCGUACGGUGGGGCUGAAAAGACUGGUGGUCCAACGGUGAACGAUAUUGCCGCUAGCAUGAAAUCGUUCACCAUGAAUGACGUCGAGACGGAUGGAAUGACCGAAACACAGCUGGGAACGUUCAAGACCUUCCAGACGUUCGCCUCGAACUGGAGCGCGUGCAGUAAUAUGAGCUUCAAGAAGUUGUUGAACAAUUUCCGGGCAGAUUCCCAGCUUCAGAAAGACAUGCUGGCGAUAUUGGCCGCGCUAACAGAGGUAAUCAAAGAAAAAGGAGGAACUCAGAGUAGCACCGAAUAUUUUCUGGGACUGAUGGAAACAAUUGAAGCGACCAAGGAGGAUAAUGAUACAGUGGCAGCCGUUUCGUUGCUUUCGAUGGGAAUAAAAUCCGUUCCGGAAGCUGUUUUGAGAAAAAAAUUCUCCGAGACAGGUCAAAUAUUAUUGACUCUUUUGGAGCGGUUUGUAGAAUCGGAUAAUCAAAAUGUCAUGAGAAGCAUUGUCGGAUGUCUGUCGGUUCUACUGAGAGCACAAGAGUACUCACAGUGGAAAUUAUCUUCAACAUUGAAGUUUUUCGAUGCGAUACUAUCGUUUGUGAUUCAUACGAAACCCAAGGUGAGGAAGGCAGCCCAACAUGCGGUGGUAGCUAUCAUCCACGGAAGUUGCUUCAUGCUUCCUCCGAAAUCGGUUCAAAAAGAGGGUGACGACAACCAGGAUGAUCAAAUGGAUGAUGGAGAGCCGAAAAAGCCGCUAGUGAAGUACCAUCCAGCCGGAAAUCAUGUAGCCAAAUUUUGCGUGGGACAGUUCAAACCAGAGAAUGUUACCAAUAAUCAUACGCUUGUUCUCCACACUUUGGGAUUGCUUCACAAUGCGCUGCCGGGAUUGUCGAAGGAUGAUAUCAAACUGGUCGCUGAGAGUUUGCUGUCCAUCAUGACUGCCACGAAUGUGCUGAUUCGAACCAAUGGCUUCCAGACGUUCCAUUCUUUGUUUGCCUCGAGAACGGAAAAUUUGACGCCCGUUUUGGCUGGAAAACUGAUCACCGCGCUGUACGAUUACAGGCCGGACAAGUCCGAUUCGAAACAAACAAUUGCCUGGCUGACGGUGCUUAAGGAAGGGCACCUAUUUUUAGCCAAAUAUAAUUUGAGUAUAUGUAGUGGAGCCCUGCCAAGAUUUGUCGACAUCUGCACUCAUGAUUUUUGGAGAUCGGGUAAAAUGGAAGUGGUUUCGGCGGCUUCCAAUGCACUGAAGGAUAUCCUCUACGAAUGCAUUCAACCCUGCUGCGAAGAUGAAGAAGUUGAUAAACAUCGCGCUUCGAUUGAGCGCAUUCUGAAGUCUAUUUCUGAUGUACUGAGUACUGCUCCGUUUGGACACGCUUCGAAUCAAGUACUCAUAAUUUUGGCAAUCUCCUUCGACAUCGCUGGCCGUCAUUUUGAUAAGAUUCUUGCACCAGCUUUGAAAACCUUAGGCAAUCGAUACGAUCCGCAGUCUUCCACUCGAAUUCAAAUUGAGCAUGCCGUGCUGCAAGCGGUUGGUUCCAUGGAUACCACUUUGGUGCUCGAGUGCAUUCCAUUGGCCAAUAAGGCUGGUAAAAUUGAUCUGGACAAAACCUGGAUACUUCCGCUGCUUCGCGAAGGACUCAAUCAGUCGAAACUUGAAAUCUUCGAGAAUGUCAUCCUGAAAUUGGCCUAUCAGUGUUACGUGCUGUGGAAUGAAAACAAAGAAUCGAACAACAAAAAUCAGGCGCACAUCUACGAGCUACUCUGCUGCCAACUUUGGGGUCUCUUCCCGGGAUUCUGUCGUCGACCGAAGGAUAUACAAAAUUUCCGCCUCAUCGCCAGAACUUUGGGAACAGCGCUGAAUGAAAAUCCAGAUUUUCGUUUGCCUAUUUUGGAGGGUCUCAAGGAACUCAUUUCCCAUCUCGAGUCGGAUGCGGACAAAGCGGCUAUCGCCAUGUACGCAAAAAAUUUCCUCCCGCGACUGUUCAACAUUUACACCACCAAACCCAAAGGUAGCUACGAGAACGAAGUCCGUCAGGCGGCUUUCGAAACAAUCAAAGCAUAUCUGAGCAUAACCCCGACUCCGGUUCUGGAUGAAUUGCACACCAAAGCGCUCGAUGAGCUCACAACAAAGUCACCCGGCACCUUCAAGUAUGACAUGAUGUUUGAUCUCGUGGAACAGCUUUCGCUCUUCCAGACGGCGGAUAAGCUGGACGAUAUUUACCAACGCUACAUAACGGCUAUUUUGAAGCGAGAUAAAACGCAAGAAACGGUUGCCAAAACAAACGCCAACGUGCGACGCCAGAUGAAGAAAGCGUUCAAGCUGCUGCAGGAGAUCCUGGCUUCGGACAAUGAAGGAUGUGUUGAUUUUAUCGAGAGGAAACGCGGGAACGUGGAGAAGCUGCUGCUGGGCACGCUGCAUUCGACAUUCGACGGUAUCCAAGCACCGAGAUUGGCUUGUCUCAAACUACUCAUAGUGAAAAACUCCGACAUCAAGAUCACCAACAAAAUUGUCACACGAACCGUACCGGAAGCGAUCGCAUCCUACGGGGUAGAAACCGUCAAGCAGGAGAAUUUGUCUAACGAUCUGAUCGAGACAAUCGGAACCAUGUUUGAACGCGAGGGUAAAAUUAACGAUUUUGUAGAUUUGAUCAUCGCUGGGUUCACCGGCGACAGCACCCUCGUUACCAACACCAUCUGGGUGCUGAAGAACGUGUUGCAGAUGUUCACCGGUUCAUUGACUGUGGAAACACUGAAGUUUAUGCUGGAACAGGUCAUGAACUUUGUGGUGGGCACCAACCGGACCGAGGUGGAUGCCGCGCUCAACUUCUUGCUGAUUUAUAUCAAGAUUCUACCGAUCCCGCUAGUGACGAACUAUCUGCCGCUAAUCACAAAAGGACUCUCACUGAUGGUACCAGAUACCAAGCGCCAUUCGCGACUUAUUGUGGGUUACACACUGACCCGGUUGUGCAAACGUUUUGGUCCGGAGGAGAUCAUUAAGCUGGUUCCUGGAAACGACGAAAUGACCCACAAGCGGUUGAAGAAGAUCCGCAAGGAGAUCGCUCGGGCCAGACGCAAUAAGCUACAGGAUCAGAAGAACAAGAAGAAGGGUGGCAAUGCGAGCGACGAGGAGGAUGAUGAUGGCGAGGAUGAGUUGGCAGGUCACUUGGAGAAGAAGAGUUUGACCAUCGACGACAUUCUGGCAGAUUCCGACUCAGAUUCGGAUUCCGGCGUUGAAGAUGAGAAAAAACCCAGGAAGAAGAUUAAUACCUACAUUAAGGAAUCGUCGGACAAUAUUGUUGAUUUGGCCGACUUGGAUGCGAUUAACAAAAUCACAACAUCACAGCCAAUGAGUCAAUCGAAAACGGGCAGCUCGGAGGUGAAGAAGAAAAACGAUGCGAAUCGUGGCUUCAAUACCGCCCCCGAUGGUCGACUGAUCAUCGAGGAUAUUGAGGAUUAUUCCGAUUCGGAUGAGGAUCCGGAUGAGAAUGUUGGUUAUAAGGAUAAAGCAAAGAAGAGAGUUUAUGACGAGGCAGAUAGUGAUAGCGAUGGCGAUGACGGUAUGGCUGAGGAUGCUGAAGCUGGACCAUCGUCACGCAAGAAGAAGGCUAUGGAAGCGAUGAGUAUGCGGUCUGGGAUGAGCGGAGCAAUGAGCACUAGCAGCAGUCGGUAUGUAGCGGGUGGUACAGGUAUUCAUCGACCGGUGGCAGCUUCGGUUAAGUCUGGCUACAGCAGCAAAUCAACCAAGUCGAAUAAGAGUGCGAAGACAUACGCAUCCACCGGAGCGGAGUACAAGUCCAAGAAGGCGCAGGGCGAUAUGUUGAAGAAAAAUAAACACGAGCCAUACGCAUAUGUUCCUCUGAGCAGAAAUUCACUCAACAGAAGAAAACGAGCGAAAAAUGCCGGUCAAUUCAAAGGUAUUGUUAAGGGUGCCCGCAAAGGUGCAGCGGCAGGUGCGAAGAAUAAACUAGUAAGUAAGGGAGCUUCCAAGCGGAAGUAAAACCGUGUGACUAUAUGUAAUUUUCACGGUAACAUAAAUGAAGUGUUUUGAAUAUACCGCCUAGCAUAAUGCAGGCCGGAACUUAUCAAACCUAAAGAAAUAUAUAAUUCGUGAUAAACAGUAA
Toxorhynchites rutilus septentrionalis is the source of this 4454-nucleotide messenger RNA. RefSeq names its product RRP12-like protein. The transcript has 8 exons. The record is from RefSeq and is a predicted model, not a curated record. Bases 119 to 4330 code for a protein of 1403 amino acids. NCBI's taxonomy places the organism in Eukaryota, Metazoa, Arthropoda, Insecta, Diptera, Culicidae.